CGACACCUUUUCACAACUUUCUCAAUAUACCCACAUCCUUGAGCAAUGAGCAAAUAGCAAUUGAUUGCUUGAUUCAAAAUUUUAAUCCCGAUAAAUGCUCAUUCAUGAUUGGGAAUAAAAAUUGUGUGUUCGGUAUAGAUGAUAUUCACCGAAUUACCGGAUUGCCAAAGGAGGGAAUUCCGAUAAAAAUGAGUGGGGCAGCGGCUAAUACAAUCUACACCUAUUUUGUAAAGAAUUAUAAGAAAGCCGAUGAGGAAAAGAAGGCGGUGAUUUCGGGGAAGCGCGAUAGAAUGGCCGAGAUGAUUGUAGAUAUGAUUAAUGAAGACCCUAUAAUAUGUGUGAAACUUAUUGUGGCUUUCAUUAUCGGCUUCAUAUUAUGCCCGCGGACAUGUAAGACAUGUCCCUUGUGGGCGUUUAGAUAUGCGGAGCAGUUAUCAACUUUGCAUAAAUAUAAUUGGUGCCAUGCGGUGUUCACUCUUCUUUGCAAAGAGAUGAGUAAAUCAAAGAAGUCUCUUAGUAUGCGGGAAUUAGGUCAGCGCUCAAAUGCCGGGUACAUGGGUGGUUUUUCCUCCGUUUUACUGGUUUGGUUUUAUGAAAAAGUGGGGGAAUUAGAGUAUACUUCUGAUGUUGAAAGGUUACCGCUGCUCUUUUGUGUGACGAGUACUGGAAAGUGGAGGAGGACUACUAUGAACAAAUUAUAUAGAGUCCCGAAGUUGUAUUUGUACAUAUCGUUGUUCUAA
Asparagus officinalis (garden asparagus) is the source of this 740-nucleotide messenger RNA. RefSeq lists its product as uncharacterized. The coding region runs from base 105 to 740 and encodes 211 amino acids. The transcript has 3 exons. The record is from RefSeq and is a predicted model, not a curated record. NCBI's taxonomy places the organism in Eukaryota, Viridiplantae, Streptophyta, Magnoliopsida, Asparagales, Asparagaceae.